UUCAUCUCUUCAUUCCUUUCAUAAAAAAAAAUAAUCAGUUCAUUUAAUAAAAGAUAAAAGAGAGAAAGAAAAUAAAAUUCUCUGUCAUGGACACAAGUAUGGGAAACAAGUCUUUUACUAUUGACCUUAACACAAACCCUUCAUUGCACAACACCAAUAGAAGUCUGAUGCCGCAUGAGAUGUUGGAAGAGGAAUUGAAGAGGAUGAAAGAGGAGAACAAGAAGCUAGCAACUAUGCUAACAACUUUGGGUGAAAACUACAAUUCCUUGAGAACUAAUCUAAUUGAGUUGCAGCAAAAACAUUCCACUCAUGAAGAGGACAAUAAUUCUAAAUUAUUGUCAAGGAAAAGAAAGGCUGAAGAUGUAUGUUGUGUAAAUAAUUCAGACAUCAACUUUGAAGAAGCAUCACCAAAGAGGCCAAGGGAAAUCAUCACAACCAGUAUUUCAACUGUUAGUGUUAAAACCACUCUCUCUGAUCAAACCUCAUUGGUAAAAGAUGGAUAUAACUGGAGAAAAUAUGGUCAAAAGGUGACAAGAGAUAACCCUUCUCCAAGAGCCUACUACAAGUGUUCAUUUGCACCAACAUGCCCAGUCAAGAAGAAGGUACAAAGAAGUGUUAAAGAUCCAUCAGUUUUAGUAGCUACAUAUGAAGGGGAGCACAACCACCCCCACCCAUCCCAAGCUGAAACAACAGCGCCAUUAGUUAACCAAGGUGUUAUAACAAAUCCAACAUUUUUUAACAAAUUCAUGGAAGACAUCAACACAAGUUCACUGCAGAAAGAUUUAGUCGCUAAAAUGGUGCCUUCCUUGUCGAAGAACCCUAGUUUUGCUGCUACAGUUGCUCAGCCAUCUCUGGAAUAUUUUCUCGAAUAUGAUUUGCAGUUACUCAAAUGGGUGUUGAGGGGGUAAAAUCGUCAUCGUACUAUCGGAGGUUAAUUUUUUGGUAAAUUAGCAUAUUAGCUGUAGUUUUAGUUUGUUGCUGAGAUUCAGUACAUAAAGUAUUAGGGUUCGUUGGCAGAGUAUAUUGGAAAGUUAAUGCAUGUAUUUAGCUUAAUGUGUAUUAUUAAUACCUUGCUUGAUAUAUUUUUUCACCCUAUGUAUAACUAAUGUUUGCAUUAGUUAUACACUCUAUUGCGUGUUGAGGUGUGUAUUACUAAUUCCUCAAAAUCCAUGGUAUUAGAGAUGCAAUGGAUUCAAUGCAUGCAUUAACAUGAUUAAAGACACUAUUAUCCCUCAAAAAAUUUUCCGCAUCCUUUCCAACAUAUAUAUGUAGGGUAUUUCUAUAAAAAAGAAAUUUAGAAAUUAUGUAAUUUAUGUUAUUUUUAAUAUAUCAAACCAAAUAUUGCAUAGGAAAAAUAUAAGCAUAACUAGCACAAACAUUACUAAUACACCAUAUUUUAUAUUAUUCUUAUAUACUCUACCAAACGGCCCCUUAGUGUAUAGAAGAGCCACGCGGCAUAUAUUUUAAGCAAUUAAUGCAUAAUGUAUUUUCUUUGAUUGUUGAAUUGCCUAAGCACCCCAAAUCAACCCACAGAACAGUUAAGAGAAAGUUGAACCAGGUUCAACACUCUUAAGAGGAAAAUCCCCUUGUUUUCAAGAGAGUGAAAUCAUGGCCUAUAGUGUGCAGGAUUU
Capsicum annuum is the source of this 1631-nucleotide messenger RNA. Its product is annotated as probable WRKY transcription factor 40. The transcript has 4 exons. The record is from RefSeq and is a predicted model, not a curated record. NCBI's taxonomy places the organism in Eukaryota, Viridiplantae, Streptophyta, Magnoliopsida, Solanales, Solanaceae. Gene Ontology annotation, biological process: regulation of DNA-templated transcription. Bases 87 to 908 code for a protein of 273 amino acids. Gene Ontology annotation, molecular function: DNA-binding transcription factor activity; sequence-specific DNA binding.